CAACCCUUUAAAAGUGGGGGCAUGCCGUAAAAAGGGCACCGUCUCAGUGAGCCCUAGUUAUCACGACUAGGCCUGCAUCUCAUAUUCUAAUCUCAACUGAAGUCUCGAGUGAUUCACAACUCACAAGUUGGUACAGAUCUCCCUGCUCUCCGCCUUCUUACAGUGGCUCGGAACCCUACUUCUUUGUAUUCUCUCAGCAAUGAAGCUUGUCAGGUUUUUGAUGAAAUUAAACAACGAGACCGUGUCAAUCGAACUCAAGAAUGGAACUGUUGUUCACGGCACGAUUACAGGUGUUGAUAUCAGCAUGAACACUCAUCUGAAGUCCGUGAAGCUUACACUGAAGGGGAAGAAUCCUGUAACUUUGGAUCAUCUUAGUGUUAGGGGAAAUAAUAUUCGCUAUUACAUCCUGCCAGACAGUUUGAAUCUCGAGACUUUACUCGUUGAAGAGACACCUAGAGUCAAACCAAAAAAGCCAACUGCUGGGAGAGCUAUGGGACGUGGUCGGGGUCGUGGACGCGGACGAGGACGGGGUCGUGGCCGUUAGGACCAUGUCCAACGUACUUCCGGUGAACAACAUUUACCUUGUGGGGAUUUGAUUAAGGAUUCUGAAAUUUCACCUGGUAUUAAUUGCUUGAAUGCCUCCUGAAAGAAAAGGUGAGUUGCAGGUAAAUGUGCCUAUGAUAGAGAUUAUCUUCUAUAAUUGUUCCCUUUAACUCGAAUUAAUCAUUCAACAAUUCACAAAGAUGCACCCAGUCUCCACAUUCAAGGGGGGUUCUUGGACUGAGAGACUGAACCAUGUACAUUGGGUCACAUAUUGAAUGGCCGAAUUCAGAACCCUGACUGCACCUAUUGGGCCCAGUUUGACAAAUAAUGACAAUCCCAUGGUAUACAGCUACUGUAUCUAAUAAGAGUCGGUGCAUGAUCCUGGUUGUCAUAUGUCAUUUUUGAUUCGGGACUUCCGCAAUUCAUUUGAAAUUGUAUGGAAAUGUAGAUUUUACAAUUUCAAUCCAAUGGUUUGAGAGGUUUGUUA
Tripterygium wilfordii is the source of this 1030-nucleotide messenger RNA. RefSeq names its product small nuclear ribonucleoprotein SmD1a-like. Gene Ontology annotation, molecular function: RNA binding. Gene Ontology annotation, biological process: spliceosomal snRNP assembly; RNA processing. The record is from RefSeq and is a predicted model, not a curated record. The transcript is spliced from 5 exons. Lineage: Eukaryota; Viridiplantae; Streptophyta; Magnoliopsida; Celastrales; Celastraceae. The coding region runs from base 200 to 544 and encodes 114 amino acids. Gene Ontology annotation, cellular component: U12-type spliceosomal complex; catalytic step 2 spliceosome; pICln-Sm protein complex.